CGCCACCCGCUCGUACGGAGCUGUCAAAUCGCCUCCGACGGGCAACCAAUUCGAACGCACGCCGCGUUGCGCUCGUCCGCGAUUAAUUCCCACAGCCGUGUGUUUAUUUGUUAUACAUGACGUGUGCACCAUAACCCGAGGAGAUGAACGGCAGUGCAACCACGACGGUCAACGGUGGCGCCAUUAACGGCACUAAUGGAAAUAUCAAUGGAAACAUCAACGGGAUCACCGCUCCGCGCACGGCAACUCUUGGUACUCCCACCAGCUACGGGUAUGCGUCAACUGGAUCACUGUUGGGCAGGGGCGGUUCAGCCAGGCCGGUGCCGCCUCCGACGCUACCCAAGUACAGUGGAUCGUUCAGCGCCGGCAGCAACACUGGACUAAGAGAGAGAGACAGAGAAGGUACCGGCGGCUCGCAUCGACUGGCCAGUCUGGAGCGCCUGGCACUGCGGCAACGUAUUAUUGAGCAAAAUGCUAAUAAUCAGGUGGUGGCCGCGGCUCCGCUCAAUGCUGCCUCGACGAACGGAGUUCCCACCUCUGCCACGGUCACCCUCACAGACACAGCCACAUUGCAAAGUAAACGCGAGCUGUUUUUCAAAUCGGAGUCCGUGAGCGGCGGCGGCGUGAGCGCUCCGCCGCUCGCUGUGAAGGACGGCAGUGGCCUGGUGAAGAGAGCCACCACGCUGCCCGAGCCGCACGAGAACCACGCCGAGGCGAACGGCGUCGCCGCCAACAAGCUGAGCGGCAACGUCGCCGUGGACGGCAAGACCGACAGCAAGCCCCAGAUGCCGGCACCGGCGCCGCCAGUGCCUACUGCUGCGCCACCACCUGUGCCCACUGCUGCGCCGCUCAGGAAUAUAGAGAAUAUCAUUAAGAAGCCUGAUCACCCGCCGGUUGCCCCUAAACCAGAGCUGCCUAAACUAGAGAAACCAAAAACCAAAGAACUAGAUGGAUAUGUCGGAUUCGCUAACUUACCAAACCAGGUGUACAGGAAGGCAGUCAAAAAGGGCUUCGAGUUUACGUUAAUGGUCGUUGGUGAAACCGGUUUGGGCAAGUCGACGCUAAUCAACUCGUUAUUCCUGACGGAAGUGUACGAUAAGGACAAACACCCGGGGCCCUCGCUGAGGGUCAAGAAGACAGUUGGCGUGGAGACCAGUGUCGUGAUCCUCAAGGAGAAUGGAGUCAAUUUGACCUUGACAAUAGUGGACACGCCAGGCUUCGGUGACGCUGUUGACAAUAGCAAUUGCUGGCAACCGAUAAUCGACUUCGUUGAAUCGAAAUACGAGGAGUUCCUGAACGCGGAGUCGCGCGUGACGCGUCAGGCCGCGCCGCCUGACACGCGCGUUCACUGCUGCCUGUACUUCAUAGCGCCCAGCGGCCACGGGCUCAAGCCGCUCGACGUGGAGUUCAUGCAGCGGCUCGGAGACAAGGUCAACAUCAUACCCGUCAUCGCGAAGGCCGACACGAUGACGCCCGAAGAGUGCAAGGACUUCAAGGAGCAGAUAAUGAAAGAAAUAGCUCAGCAUAAGAUCAAGAUCUAUGACUUCCCGGAGAGCACGGGCGAGGAAGGAGACGCCGCAGAGGCGACGAAGGCGCUACGGACUCGUGUGCCCUUCGCCGUGGUCGGGGCAAACACAGUCAUCGAACAGGAGGGCAAACGUAUACGCGGACGGAAAUACCCCUGGGGCAUCGCUGAAGUUGAGAAUCUUGAACAUUGCGACUUCCUGGCACUCCGUAACAUGGUGAUCCGGACUCACCUCCAGGACCUGAAGGACGUCACCAGCUCCGUGCAUUACGAGAACUAUCGGUGUCGCAAGCUGGCCGGACUCUCGCACGACGGGAAGCCGCACCGAAUGAACUCGAACAAGAAUCCGUUGGUUCAGAUGGAAGAAGAGAAGAGAGAGCACGAUCUUAAGAUGAAGAAUAUGGAGAGUGAAAUGGAACAGGUGUUCGAUUUGAAAGUGCGUGAGAAGCGCGCCAAGCUGAAGGAAUCAGAGGCGGAGUUGGGGCGGCGGCAUGAGGCCACGCGGCGCGCGCUGGAGGCACAGGCCCGCGAGCUGGAGGAGCGGCAGAGGGCGCUGCUGGCUGAACAGGCCGCCUGGGAGCGGGACACUGGCCUGUCGCUAGAUGACCUGCGCCGCCGCUCGCUCGAGGCCAACAGCAAGGAAACGGUGGACGGAAAGGACAAGAAAGACAAGAAAAAGAAAGGUUUGUUUUAAUGUCGGCGUUGUGUUGGCUUCGCACCCACCGUUACCCAUACGUGACUAACACGACUCUUACCUGAUAGACGUUCUUCACGAACCAUAUUAUAUAUCGUAUUUAGGGCGUACGUAUUUCGAUCGGUAGAUGUUAGGCGGCGACUCGAACGAUCCGUUACAGCGGAGUUUUAUUCAUCAAUGCGCUUUAAUAUUUGGUUUUUAUUCGCUUUAAAAAUUUUGCUAAACAGAUUCAGUACGAUGUCGUUUUGUAUGUAUUAUGUUGAUGCAGUCGAUUUUAAGUCUUAUCAAAACAAAUUUUAAACACUAAAUUGUACUAGAUGUUUCUUGUAAUGACAUUGUAUUAAAUUAUACAGUUGAUGUAAUUAUUAACGAUUGCAGCGACAAUUUUGUUCACAGUCAUCUCGAGAAUUGCUUUCAGCUUGUUGCUAAAGAAAUUGUUGUACAUACAUUAACGGUAAUGGUUUUGUUUUUAAGGUAAAUAUGCCACGUAUCGUAAUGUGUUGAAGAAAUAUACAUUGUAAUUAUUUUGUGAAUGUUGUGCGGGAUACGAUGAGAUUAUUUAACGUAGUGCCAUUUCAGUGAGCGAAGGAGGAUGCUAUCCAUUCCGUACUAAUACUGUAUGUAUGUAUACUUGUCACUAUAUAUACCCUGUGUAUUUGUUUUAUGGACUUUUCAAAUUAUCAUUCCUUGAUCUCCGUUUUGUGAUAAAACUUUAGUGGUCUCUGGACAUUAUUAGCACUAAUAACGGAAAAUUUUUCAACGUUUCGAGGAUUUUUGUAUUGAGACAUUUUUCUAGGUUAUUGCAAGCGUCAUGUUAACAAGACGAAAGUUUGCAGUUAAGUAUUAAUUAUGACGCUGUUUUGUGAUCUUAAUACUUGCAAUUACGUCGGUGUACACAAAAAUCCAUGAUCCGUUUUGUAUUAAUUUAAUGUAUAUAAAUAACAUGACGUGUUGGACGAUUAUAAUAUUUUAUAGUAUAGUUUGUCAACUGACUAACAGGCAAUAGUGACAUAUUUUGUAAUAUGAUUGUGAAGUUAACAUGCAAUACGUUUUUACUUUUGUACACUUAUUUAUUAAGUUGGUAUAGUUAUGUAUUUAUUAUUUAUAUUGUGACUUUCAGAUUGGUCAUUUAAGAAUGUCGCAAGUGGAAUAUAGCCUUGUAAUGACCGAAGCUAGAUACCGUUUAUAUUUAAGUAUGAGUUUGUAAUAAUUGAACAACGAUUUCAAAAGACUAUACCGAAUUUAACGUUUUUAUUUAGGGGCUGAUUUUAUAUUAGUUUAUAUCUGACGAUAUUGUAAACAUUGAACAGAUGUAUAGGGUCACUGGCUUGCGAAUUGUGUUUUAAAACAGCAAUGACAAUUAUUAUUUUAUGUCAUUUUAGUCUUUUAGACUGGAUGCGCACGAAAGCGAGUCUUAUGUGUUUUGCGUCUUAUAUGAUGCGUUCAGGAACCGCCCAUUAUGAACAACAUAAAAAUAGACUGUUUUGCAAGAACAAAUUUCUUAUCUGUGGCAAUGUUAUUAUUGUUAAAAAGAAGAAUAACAGCUAACAGAAAACUUUUCAAUCACGCCAUUAACAUAUCAAAUUUAUGGUGGUCCUAAUAUGCGGCUCGUGAAUGCAAAAUGGAGGCUUAAGAUAUGUGGGUAGGUUAAAAAGUAUAUGUAACUGUACCUAAUUAGGCAUUAAAACGCUUGUGUGAUGGUAUUAUCCAGCAUUUAAUGCCCUUCAUUAUGUAGUCGCAUAAACUACUAUUAUCUGUUCAGUGUUCAUUAACUUAGAUCAUUUAUACGUCAAGGUAGACUAUGACAGCUGUGACAACGUCAAAAAAAAAUUAGUUUAGAACUAAUCUCUAUUUUGAGAAAUGCACGCGCACCAAGGUGGAUGUAAAUACCACGUAAUAAGAGGCCUGAGUAAAAAUUGAAAUAUAGUUUAGUAUGAAACGUGCAGUGAUUUGACAUAAGUUUGAAAUAGUAGUAAUUGCAGUAUCGCGGUAACGAAGUAUAAUCCGGCUAAGUUUGAAAGUGAACAGUUGCUUACAAUUGCAAACGUGCAUGACUGCACGUUUCAAACAAUCGAGUGAAUCGCUUUUUUCUUAGCGAGUUUCGCUAGGCUGACGCACACUAAGACAAAGUGUCAUUCAAAUCGCGAGUGUAAGACGUAGCUUGUCACGCACACUAAAGUAUUAUACCUGGCCUGUUUUUAUCGGUUGUCGAACAUCAAGAGACUCUAUCUAGACGUAUUAAUUAUCUAAGUUUAUUAACUACAUUAUAAAAGUAUAAUUUAUGUUAUACAAGUUUCUAACACACGUUUGUCUACUUCCAUGACAAAGCAUUUAUUCUAGGCCUAAUUUUUUUUUACGGCUUUUUACACGCGACAGUGUGAUUCUUCCAUUCGCGCUUUCGACUUUGAAUUCGACAGAUACGUCCGCAGUGUUGCCAAAUUAGCAUAAAAUAGUUGAAAUUAAAAGAUUCCAUUUCUAAUGUAUUGAUUAUUGAAAUAAUAACUGUACAAUUUGGCUCAAUGUUAAAAAAUUAAAUUAAUUUAUUGUGUGUGGCUUAGAAGAUGUUGAUUGAGUUUGAGAUUGUGAACGCUAUGUAUAUUAAGUGCUGUACACACGAUUUGAUAGUAUAUUAAAUAAUUGAAACACGAUUCUAAAUUUUAGUGUAACUUUUGAAUAUUUUUUAUAUCUUUUCUAAAUUUGGUGUCACGCUUUGACACGUUCUUGUGGUGUCGUGCUUAGUGAUGUGAAGUCGCUCUUAGUUCGUUGGCGUUAGGACCUAGCUGUAGGUAUUUAUUCGCAGUUCUACAUGUGGUGCCGGCGUUAUUAAAUAUUACUCAACUUGUUCAUGGUCAGUGAGAAGAUUGAAACUGAUGAAAUCAUCAGGAUGGUCCCACUGUGACACUUUAUUUGCUGACAAGCAGUAGUAGUAGAAUAUAGCACGAUGAGAAGUCAAAGUCAAAUUUCUUUAUUUGCAAAAAAACUAAAGAAAUUACAGCUAAAAUAGUUACAAAUUUAGAACAUGUUUCGUCUUGACAGACAUGCAAAUAUUCCAGUGGUCACGUUUUAUAACUAAUAUUAUAAACUAACAUAAAUCAAUAACUGGUAAAUUCAAGUUGGCCAACGUAAAGCCAUACCUAUAAAAGCCUACAAUAUACAAUUACAACGUCAUUUUUUUUCAUAUAAGUGAUAAGAUGUUAAAAGAGAUAAUAUAGUAAAAAUAAUCACUAAAUAUUAUAAGAAUAAGAAUAAUAUUGGUGCCAGUUACCACUUGGUUUUAUAAUAUUCGGGUAUUGAGUAGACAGGUCCUGUACUCGGCUCUCUCGGUAUCUCAGAUUUUUUUUUUUAAGUUUCCUGAACAUCAGGUGAACUUGUACUAUCAUUAAAAUCAAUUGGGGGUCGCGACAAACGAGAUCUUUUUGAAACAAUUGUCGAAGAAUGCUAAGAAUACGUUAAAGUUAAUUUGAGACUGUAUGGUUUUAAGUCGAUUCCCAUCUCGAUCCUGGACGUUCCUGAGCAUAUCUCUAAAUUUAUUAUUUAUUCGUUGUUAUAGCUUCGAAUAAAGUAUCCUAAUUUUUUAUAUAAUCUAUCUUUGAAUUACACUUCGGUCGCAUAUUAAACAGAGUUUAUCAAGUUUCUAAAGCUGAGAUUUAUAAAGAGUACUUUGACUUUUCACAGACUUUACUCACGCAAAACUUAGCUGAGUGUAAGCUUAGAAUAAUUUUAUAGUCAUUUAACAGCUGUAAUUAUUCUGUGCUCAAGCUAAUACUGGCCAAUGCACAAAAGUAGAGUUCGCGUUUUAUCAUACUGAGCUACGUUUUACGUGAGUAAAAUCUAAGUAAAGUCUAAGUACGCUCUUAGCCUAAGUGAUAUAUCAUUAGAUUCUGUGUCUGACAAACAUAUCAAGAUGUAUUCGGACGGUUGGCUAAGUGGUUGAAGCGUUGGGGCGUAUCCUUAGAAGCGCAGUUUCGAAUCCAUUGGAAUGUUAAUUAUAUUUGAAUCAUUCGUUGCUACAACUUCAUUGAGAAUUGUGGAAUUGUAAAACUGCCGCGGCACGUGUCGCUAUAGUUUCAAGUUGAGUAACCGUUAAUGACCGCUGGCUCUCAUUGUCUUAUUUAUCUAGUAUGACGCAAUAUGUUACGCGCGUUCAGUUAUUCCUAAUAUUUACUGACUAAUAAUAUUAUAUACUAUAUACUGUUGUGAAUGAUACGUAAUUUAAUUAUGUUAUUCCAUAUUAGCCUCUUAGAUUGUAUUGAUUUGUAAAUAUUUUUGUUUAGUUGCAGUGACAUUUAUAAAUCUAUAUAAAAGUUAUUAUUCGAGUAAUUUAUGUAACGCAUAAUCGUUUCGCUUCGCAUGAAUCAAUUUUGAUAAUUUUUCUUGAAAAAAUUACGACAGUUCUGACGUUUGCGAUUUAUAGAAACAUUUUUCAGUUAUAUUUCUUUACAAGCAACUUAUAAAGAAUGAAUGGGGUUUAUUUAAUCGUACUGUCUUAUUAAUAAAGGCAAUGAAAAAUUUAUUCCAAGUUUAAAAUUACUUCUACCUGUCUAUCUAUUCUGUAGUGACAAAGGUAAGAUAAACACAAACGGCCUUACAAAUAAACUUGGUAUAAAGUUAUACCUGCGGUUAAACCAAGAAUAUGGAAAAUGUUGACUAUAUCGCUGACAACACUGUCACUACAAUAAUAAUAAUAAUUCUGAAGUUUUCCAAAUGUCAAGCAGCCUUGCAAAUAAACGCGGGAAAUGUUAUACGUCCGAUUAAACCAAUCGUAAACAAGAUUUCUAUUUAAAACAUUUUGCAUAUUAUUUAUUGUCAGGUUGGUAUAACUUUAUGCCAUUUUUAGGCCGAAAAAGUUUUAAACUUGGAAUAACUUUACUUCGCGUUUAUUAAUAAGACAUAAACUGUGUUUAUUAAUUAAUAUUUAUUAAUAACACAGCUACUGUCCUAUUAAUAAAUUUAUUAAUAAACGCAAUUUAGAGUUACUCAAGUUAUUUCUCCCUGUCAUGUAAUUCUGUAGAAACAAAGGUAAGAUAAGAACAAAAAGUUUUAAAUUUGAAAUAACAUUACACCGCGUUUAUUAAUAACACAGUAUAUGUCUUAUUAAUAACCGCAAUAUAAGAUAAGGACAAAAAGUUUUUAAACUUGGAAUAACUUUACGUCACGUUUAUAACACAGAUAAUGUAUUAUGCUGUGUCUAAGGGAAAAUAAUUGUAGUUUCUGAACAAUUAAAGUUAAUAUUCAGUUUUGAGUAUCCGAAUACACCAGUAUUGAGUUCCGUGUUAAAGUUAGUGUGGUAGUUAUGUAAGUGUAAUGCUUAGUUUUGUAUUUCGUGUAGGUACCAGUGUACCUCUGCGAACAUUUGCUUAGUCAUUACGAGGAUGUGAUGUAUGUAGGAGCGAUUUUCGGACGGUGUAAUAUAUUGUACCUUUUAAAUAUAAAUAAAUACGUAAUAUAUAGGA
Molecule: messenger RNA, 7672 nt
Organism: Leptidea sinapis
Lineage: Eukaryota; Metazoa; Arthropoda; Insecta; Lepidoptera; Pieridae
Gene: pnut
Product: septin-7
Exons: 10
Coding region: 144-2219 (691 amino acids)
Biological process (GO): cytoskeleton-dependent cytokinesis; cilium assembly
Cellular component (GO): septin ring; cell division site; microtubule cytoskeleton
Molecular function (GO): GTPase activity; GTP binding; molecular adaptor activity
Source: RefSeq, a predicted model, not a curated record